Messenger RNA from Morus notabilis, 2740 nucleotides. RefSeq lists its product as uncharacterized. The record is from RefSeq and is a predicted model, not a curated record. The coding region runs from base 174 to 2279 and encodes 701 amino acids. NCBI's taxonomy places the organism in Eukaryota, Viridiplantae, Streptophyta, Magnoliopsida, Rosales, Moraceae. The transcript has 14 exons.
UCUCCGACUCAGUAAAGUCCGCCAAAAAUUUUCUCCGCCACAAAAAAAAAAUCUCGGAAUCAACUUUCUACGAUGUCAACCAAGAUUUUCUUCAACGAUUAGAUACAAAAUUUGCACUCUUUUAGCUUCGUUAAUGGACAUUCGCAGUUGCUCCUCUCUGCUUCCUCUUUCCCAUGGCGGCGCUCUUCACUUCCCCCCGUUUUCCCUCACUCUCCUCCGCGCCAAACACUCUCCGAUUUUCACCGUCGCUGCGCCGAUUUUCCGUGGUACUCAGAGCUCAAAUGGCCGCGGCCGGGAACAAGAUACAGAAAGAGGAAAGAGGCGUCGCCGUCGUCUGGUUCAAGCACGAUCUCCGAAUCGAUGAUCACCCAGGCCUCGUCGCCGCUUCCAAACAUCCCGAUAUCAUUCCUCUCUACGUCUUCGACGACCGCAUUCUUCGCAGAUUUUCCGAUGAAAUGUUGGAAAGGGUUCUUUUGGCCUUGGAAGAUUUGCGAAGUUUGUUGAGAAGUCAAGGCUCUAAUCUGAUGGUUAGGUUCGGAACCGCCGAAAAUGUGAUACAGAGACUUGUCAAAGAGGUAAAUGCCACGCAUGUUUAUGUAGAGGAGGAGGUCGAGUACGACCUGCGAAAGCUGAUGGUUGUAGCCAAAGAGACCUUGGAGAGACUGUCGUUUACAAAGGACGGACCAACGUUUGUUCUUUGGAAGUCGCCAUUUUAUGAUGUGGAGAGCUUAAUUGAUGUUCCUGCUUCAUAUGAAGAAUUCAAUAAACUUCAAUUCCCAGUUACCUCGCCACUUUCACCAUCAGAAUUACCUGGUGCAAGCAUGGAGUUAGAUUGGGGUCCUAUCCCCAAUUUUGAUGAUUUGACGGAAUUUAUGGACACAAACUCGUGGAAACUGAAAAGCAGUUGGACCAAUAUCAAGGAGAAGUCAGCUGAAACUAUAUUGAUGAAGGAGUUCUUAAAGCCUGGGGAGCACAACCUAAAUAAAUCGAUCAGUUUUCAAAAUGCACAAAGUUUUCAGAAGAAAAGAGAAGUUAAUUCUGUUUUUGUCACACGGAAAAUAAGUGCAGUGGGAGGUGGGACAACCACCGUGUUGAAUGCCUUGGCUGCAUACUUGAGAUAUUUGGAGGGAACAGCUCGAGAUGACUGGAAGGAGAUUCAUGAAAGGGUGUCCGAUUCUGAAGCCCGGGAAGGAGCCUCAUUCACUAAACUCUUUGGUCCUGCCCUUUCACUUGGCAUUGUAUCCAGAAGGAGAGUGCAUUGUGAAGCUAUCAAGUAUGAGAAAGAACGAAAUGCAGGAUUACUCUCUCCAUUUGGAUGUUCGACAGUUUCUGUUGCGGCUGCAGUUGAUGCAGUUUGCUCAAUGGAGUGGUACUGGCUCGUGUCUCUUAAAAGUCAAGUAAGUGAUAAUACAAGUUAUCAUGUUCGGAUUUGGAGAUGGAACAAUCAUCUGAUCCAGUAUACAGUUUCCGGGAGUGAGGGUCCUCCUAUUCUCCUUGUUCAUGGUUUUGGUGCCUUCAUGGAGCAUUACCGUGAUAAUAUAUGUGAAUUAGCUAGAGGGGGAAAUCGAGUUUGGGCCAUCACAUUGUUAGGAUUUGGAAAAUCAGAAAAGCCAAAUAUUGUAUACACUGAGCUCAUGUGGGCAGAAUUGCUUAGAGAUUUCAUUGUUGAUGUUGUGGGUGAACCUGUGCAUCUCGUCGGGAACUCAAUUGGCGGUUAUUUUGUUGCCAUUCUUGCUUGUUUUUGGCCUGCCUUGGCAAAAUCUGUUGUCCUUAUUAACAGUGCUGGCAAUACUGUUCCAGGAUAUUCCUUCGUGACAUCCAGUAAAGAGAGACAAACUUCAGGAGCUACAUGGGUUGGCGCUCGACUCCUUUUGUUCUACUUAAGGUCGAGACUGAAAAACGUAGUGAAGAAUUGCUACCCAACUAAAACUGAUAGAGUUGAUGAUGAGCUUAUUAAUGAAAUGUUGAGAGCAUCGUAUGAUCCCGGAGUUCUAUUUGUCCUGGAAAGUAUUUUUAGCUUUAAUCUCUCUCUUCCUCUCAAUUAUCUCCUGAGAAAUUUCGAAGGCAAGGUUCUGGUAAUCCAGGGAUUGAAGGACCCAAUAUCCGACUCCAAAUCAAAAUUAGCUAUGCUUAAAGAGCAUUGUGAUGGGGUAGUAAUCAAGGAAUUGGAUGCUGGCCAUUGUCCCCACGAUGAACUGCCGGAGGAGGUGAACUCUAUUAUCUGUGAAUGGAUAGUAACGCGAGAAAGUAAAAUCCAAGUUGGGAGUGGUCCUUUAUAGCGGAACUUUUUGGAGGCAGAAGUUCUUUUAGAUAUACAUUCUUUCUAUGCUCAUGUCAUUUAAUGUUGAAAGUACUUUGUAAAUUUAUUUUAGAUGAAUUUGUAAAAUUAUUUACUAGAUGUUCGGUUUUAUUUUGUUAGGCCUCCUAUUACGUUGGUCUAUGUUAGGAAGAGGGGCAGGAAGGGAAAAUCGUAGGAAAUAUGGGAGGGAAGUGGAAUUAUGGAAAAGGGUGGUUGAUGUGCAAGUUAGUUACAAGUUGUUAGCUAAGAGGUAUUUAGACAGGAGGGUGGGAUGUGAGGGAGUCUGUCUGGGAAUUGAGUCAUUUUUAUGUUUCAGACCAUUGGAGGCAGGGGCCUCAAAUUCCCCAUAGCUAUCGUUUCUUGUUCGUUUUCAUUUCUUCUUGUAAUUCUCUGAAAGAGGAAUCCCCUCCCUUGGAGGCUUGUUAGUCAAGAUUAAUAAAA